Porites evermanni is the source of this 786-nucleotide messenger RNA. The record is from the annotation of a GenBank genome assembly. Lineage: Eukaryota; Metazoa; Cnidaria; Anthozoa; Scleractinia; Poritidae.
AUAGGAGAGGAAUGUGGCGUUAAGGCCCAAGAUCGUACAGACUGUGGAUGGUUCGGUAUCAAUAAAGCCGAAUGUAACAAGAGAGGCUGUUGUUGGGAUGAUAAGACCAAAAAAGCUCAGUUUUGCUUUUACCCGAAGAGUAAGUAUGCCCUUGUUAAUCAGGAUUUGACGCGGCCAUUAUAAAAGCAAACGCUUGGAGUAACCUUCUAAUAAGUGAAUCUUUUCUACUAUCGAUAGCUCAUUACUCUUAAGGUAGACCCACAUAGGUUGGUCGUACUGUCCGUACAAGUCCACAAAGAUGAAUACUGAAGCAAAGAGUAAAACUCGAAGUAAAAUUUGAUCUAAAGAUAAUAAACUAGUUGAUAGACUUUUCCUAAGAAAAAUCAAGAUUCACAUUUCUUGCGAGCUGAAGCAAACAUUACCACAGCAUGGUAUAAUUGAAGCUGAGGGCUUCUUUUUUUAACUCGAGAACUAAUUAUUUGUGGGGUCAAAAAAAAGUAUCUGAAAAAUUAUUGACUUUCUUCAGGUCACAAAUGCUACGGCAUCAAGAACCGCGAGGAUUGUGGAUAUAUUGGAAUACAUCGGGAUGAGUGCGAAAAGUACUAUGGAUGCUGCUUUGACCACACAGUCCAGGGUGUGCCUUGGUGCUUCAGAGGCCGUUAUAUGCCACCCCCACAGAUGUUAACCUCACAAACUCCUCCCUCCCUUUCCCGAGCAAGUCCAACCGAGGGAUCUGGGGCACCGCCCACAGAUGAGGGAGAACCAAUUCAAGGUAACUCUCGCUAG